AUGUUGAAACUAACAAUUCUUUCAUUCUUACUUGUUGUUGCAACCAUGGCUUCAAUGUGCCACGCUGCUUCUCCAAUGUUUGUUUUCAAUCAAUUAUUCGAAAGUUCUGCUUUCAAUAAGAGAGCUCCAUCUGAUUCAAAUAUUUGUUGUUUGCCAAAUGUCUUUUCUUUGAAAGGAAGUUUCAAUCAAAUUGCUGUCUUGUCCAAUAACACUUUACAACAUUACGAUGGAAACUUUAAAGUUUCAGCAGAUUACAAUACUGGAAAGAUGAGACAAGAUAUCAGUUAUACAGUUGAUGGAGUUGUUUUCAAUUACACCAAUUGGGAUAUCAAGAUUAGUUCUACAGUAACUGUUUUGUAUGGUUUAAGAGAUGGUCAAUGUGUUUGUAGAAAGGUUUCAGAUUUCAAUCAAUGGAAUUCAAUUUGCAUUCCAGCAUCCAAUGGAAAGAUUACAAAAGGAAAGAUUGGUAAUUAUGAUGCAUUGAAAGUUGUUUCUUCUCAAAACGGAUCCACUGGAACCAUGUGGACAUUCAGAGAACCACAAAUGACCUCCAAUAAGUGUUGGUUAUUGAGCUCGUAUGUUGUAGUUUCGAAUGCUUCUCAAGAACAAGUUUUUUAUGACAUGAUUGAAAAGGUGGAUAAUGCUAAUUUUAUUCUUCCAUCUCAAUGUCCAUCCAUUAAUCAAUGUUUGUCUCAAUAA
Molecule: messenger RNA, 699 nt
Organism: Naegleria gruberi
Lineage: Eukaryota; Heterolobosea; Eutetramitea; Acrasida; Naegleriidae
Exons: 1
Coding region: 1-699 (232 amino acids)
Source: RefSeq, a predicted model, not a curated record